CCAUGAUUCACAAAGUUCAGUAAGUUCACAUUCGCCACCGGAGCAAGAUGUCACACUACCCGCCUCACUACAUCCCACCGACGGGACACGGAACGCCCCUACCGCACAACCCACACGAGGGUCACAUUUCCACCACGGUGUUCCCACCGGAUAUGAAUCCGAACUAUCCGCACCAACCGAUCGGGACCAAUCCGCAUUACCCACCGGGCGGAGUGCACCCGCCGGGCCAUUAUCCACCGCCGCACCUGAUGCCACCGCCCAUCGAUAACCCCAGUUACCCACCGGGUCAUUAUCCACCGGGGCAUUAUCCACCGGGACACUACCCACCGGUCGAGGGGUAUCCACCGCAUUACCCGAAUCCGUACGAACAGGGGGUGGCCUACGGACGGAAGGAGCCGGAGAAGAAGUAGAUCCAUGCAUGGACCAUAUUGGGAUGACCUUGUGACAUUUGUUUUUGCCUAGUGAGUAAGGUGUGUUAUAGUUCUUACGUAAUGGUGAACUUACCAAGUGUAUUUGGAACGGAACAACUCGAAUCGAAUCCAUGAAACAAAAUUACAUUUUAGAUAGCAAAGUUGAUCAAUUUUGUCUUUGAUUAUUGUGGAAGCUUAGCUGCGGGUGUUAACUGGAUCUUUGUCAUGCAUCAUUUAACUGUAUUAGCGAAUUGUAACGAAAGAUUUAAUAAUCUGAUUUGAAAAUUUUUGAAGUAUGUGAACUCUCAUUUCUUGAGCAGAGCUAUUGUAAUUUUGUUGAGAAUAAAAUAAUUGUAGGUAUUA
Molecule: messenger RNA, 773 nt
Organism: Aedes albopictus (Asian tiger mosquito)
Lineage: Eukaryota; Metazoa; Arthropoda; Insecta; Diptera; Culicidae
Exons: 1
Coding region: 48-410 (120 amino acids)
Source: RefSeq, a predicted model, not a curated record